CCGAAUUCACUUGCACUAUUUCGCCGGCUAAUUCCGCUUCCAAAAUGGUGUCCGAUUUCAGAAAGAAGAAGUACAUGCAUGUUUUCAACAAAUUCUUUGACACCAACAAGGAUGGGACUGUUGACAAGAAGGACUUCAGUGAGGCCAAUGCUAACCUAGCCAAGCUGCGUGGAUACGCUCCUGGUGACGUCACUUAUGAGCUGAUGAAGGAGCUCUUGACGAACCUGUGGGACGGUCUGGUGAAACAAGCGGAUACGGACGGAGACGGCGUGAUCAACGCGGAAGAAUGGGUGAAGCUUUGGGACGAAUACGCCAAGAACCCUUCCGCGGCCGCAGAGUGGCAGCAGCUGUACUGCAAGUGCGUCUUCCAACUCGAAGAUGCCUCCAAUGACGGCGCUAUUGACGCUAACGAGUACGCCAAUGUCUACGAGUCUUUCGGCCUGGACAAGAACCAGUCCCUGGAGGCUUUCAAGAAGAUGGCCAAGGGCAAAGACACGAUUAACUGGGAGGAAUUCCAGGAGCUAUGGAAGCAGUAUUUCGCCAGCGACAACCCUGAUGACGCUGGCAACUUCAUCUUCGGUAUUAUCUAAGUUAGAUUUGUAAGUGUUAUUUGUUUUUUUUUUGAUGAAUUAAAUUAUCUUUUUUAAUCA
Messenger RNA from Pectinophora gossypiella (pink bollworm), 650 nucleotides. RefSeq names its product calexcitin-2-like. The transcript has a single exon. The record is from RefSeq and is a predicted model, not a curated record. Gene Ontology annotation, molecular function: calcium ion binding. Lineage: Eukaryota; Metazoa; Arthropoda; Insecta; Lepidoptera; Gelechiidae. The coding region runs from base 45 to 590 and encodes 181 amino acids.